UUUAGCUUGACUUGGCUAACAGUUAAAUUAGCAAGACGAAACUACAGCGCCGCCUGGCCAUGGAUGUGCGCUUGGCACUAUAAGAUCCUGAACUGUCACGGAAGUGUUACCACACUUUAACCGCCUCACAGAUAAAAGUGACAUGCUGGGGCAAUUUCUGAGUAAAAACCUGAAGACCAGAGGGAUAUCCAGACAUGAUUUCAAAUGAUGAAAACAGCACAAAUGGAAAAUCAAUACACCACAACACAGGAAGAAAAGGAUCUAUGUGCACAGUCAGAAUUGGGGCCAGAAGUUUUCCGCUGUAUCCAUUGGCUAUCGCGUGUUUAGGACUGCUAAACACUAUUCUGAUGUUAACUGCUGUUGUUAUUGGGAUUUACUGUGGCAAAGUCAUUGAGGUAUCCACUCCCCACCAAAUAACAGCACAAGCGCUCAUCAUAGAAGUGAAGCAACUUCAGAUAAUGCAGAAUGAAGCGAUCAAAGCUCAAGAAGAGACCAAACAAGCAUUAAAGGAAGAGCUCAGGAACCGACAGCAACUGAAACUGCACUUAGAGCAGAACAAGACCCUCAGUGACGGCAUUCAGAGGACGCUUGAGACACUACAACAGGAGAAAGCAACACUGAAGUCUGAAACAUCUGAUAUUUUGGAAAGUUGUGGACGCUGCCUGCCAGGAUGGGUUUUAUUUAACACAUCAUGCUACUUCCAUUCUAAAUCACUAUCCAGUCCCUUAAAGAGCUGGUCAGACAGCAGGUCAGACUGUAUCAGCCGUGGCGCCAAUCUGACUAUGAUUGAUAACUGGGAGGAGCAGCUAAAUCUUUAUGAGUAUCUACCAAAACUGGAUCCAAGCAUUCGACCGUGGUGGAUCAAGCCAGGGGGAGUCUGGAUUGGCCUUUCGGAUAUUCAGCAAGAGGGCCAUUGGGUGUGGUUGAAUAAUGUGACUCUGCUGGAUAGAGGGUACUGGAUACAUGGGGAGCCCAACAACUAUGGAGCACAGGGUGAGGACUGUGCCGCACUUAUGAACAUUAACAACCCCAGGGCAACGUGGUUUGACGGAAAUUGCCAAGAGAACAGGGAAUGGUUAUGUGAAAUGGAUCCCAACUAGCUGUGGAGAGCAUGGUGGUCCAGGCUAGUUUUUGUCAAAGAAGUUGCCUCCAUAAUGUCAAACAAGCUUGGAACCAUCAUAUGAGAAGAGAAGACCCAGUUGUUUUCCAUAUUAGGAUUUAUUGCAAGUUUCGUUGGUCUUGAAUAAAUACAUGAAAUAUAUUAACAACAGUGGUUCUACAAUGCAGUUGUGCUUUAGUUGCUAACCGUCUCCUGCUUGUAGCUUCAUAUUUAACGGACAGAUAUGAGAAUGGUAUCAAUUAAUUCAUCUAACUCUCGGUAAGAAAUUGAAUGAGCGUAUUCCCAAAUGUAUUCCCAAAAUGUCUAACUAUUCCUUCACCAAAAUGUUCUGCAGAAGGCUUUAGCUACAUGUUCCAACAGUACUGCGCUUGGACAUCCUCCAUCUUCUUGGAAUAGUUCAUAACAGAUCCUGCAGCUCAACACUCUGGUAUCCCUGGAUAGUUUUAGAGACCUCAUUAAGGGCAUUAUUAAUCUUACAGUAGUUGUACAUGUUUUUAGCAGUGAUGCUCUUGACUAACACAUUCAUGCUUUUGAUUAACACUUGAUUAAUAUAAUGGAUGUUUUUAUUCUUAUUAAUGAUUAUUUUGUUUUAUAACUGUUGUCCUGCCUUCUUUUGUUACUGCUUAGUUAAAACAGGGAUGGCAAUGUUGGCCUGUCCGUUGGUCAGUCCAGACUAAAAUAUCUCAACAACUAUUGGAUGGAUGUCAUGACAUUUUGUACAGACAUCAUGGUCCCCAGAGGAUGAAUUCUAAUGACUUUGGCGAUCCUCUGAAUUUUCCUCUAGCGCCACCGUCAAGUCAAAAUUUUCAUUUGUCGAAUACCUGGGAGGAGCAGGUGAGUCCAGUAUGCUGUAAAGAAGAGGAGACAGGGUGAUGGCAGUGAUUCUUAAUGUUUCUUCAUGAAGUAGUAAAAAUGGAUUUGAUUGCUGCAAAGUAACUAUCAUAAUUUAUGUAACUAUAUUAAACAGACCCCCCCCGUACAAUAAUUUAUGAUAGAAAUUAUUAAUUAUAAUAAUACAAUUAUAUAUAAUGUUCAUAUUUUCACUGUCAUAUCAGAUUUAAAAGUAACUUUAUGACUGUAUUAUGCAACACAUAAUACAGUUCACUACAGCAUUAUCACAACAAAGUACACUCUCAGAAAAUGACCAUAUAACUGAGUGAACACACAAAGUAGCACUAUAAAUAAAAACUGAACAUUAAUGACAUUUAUUGCUGUGCCAAUUGCAUUGUACAGGUAAUUGUAUUUUUCAUUUUGCACUCACUGCAGGCCUAUACUACUGUAACUACCAUUAUGAGUAUAAGAUUAGAAUUCAAUUUGGACAAAACAGCAGCAACAUAAUUAUUCUUAGUAGAUUUUCUUCAUUGAAUGUUUGUAUAACAAAUAAGUAAGUUCUGGACGGUAAAUCUAAGAUAAUUACACAAACAAAAUACUUUCUAAUGAGCUUCUAAUGAAACCAGACCUGUUAAUGACCUCUACUUCCAGCUGUUCAGAUUCAAAUUAUCCCAUCAGAUAAUUACCAACAAUAGCAACUUACAUCUACACUAAAAGUAUAUCUUGAGUUUUGCUUUAGGUACAGUAUACAAGAGGAGCCCAACAACUAUGGAGCACAGGGUGAGGACUGUGGAGCAAUACCAACUAGCUGUGUGCAUGGUGGUCCAUAUUCAGUUGAAGUGUCAAACAAUCCAUCAUAUGAGGAGAGAAGACAAACACACAGUUACUCUUCGUAGAAAAAUGUAUUGUUAGUAAGUUUCUUCAUGAAAAAAAUGCAUGUAACAUAUAAACAGCAGUGGCUCUUUCCUUUACAGUUUUGUUUUAGUAGAAAGUAGGAUUAAACCUAUGAGGGGUUUAAAGGCUGAUUUGAUUUGUUUUUUCACUGGAGGCGCUGCGAGUCCAAUACAGUAUAAGAAUUCACCCCCACUUUUGCAGUGUUUUCUUGUUUGACAACAUUGAAUCAUAGUGGAUAUAACUACGAUUUAUUUACAAUGAUUAACAGAAAAAUAGAUAUGUCAAAAAGAAAACAAAUGUCUCAUAUUGCUAUACUUUCAAGAUGAGUACCUCUAAAUGUAAACACAAAAUCAUUGAUUACAUAAGUUAAAAUCACCUCUGGUGGAGCCAGUUGUUUUUAGAAAUUAAAAAACAUUAUACAUUUAAUGGAGAUCAUUUCUGUGGCAAUUAAGGCAUGAUGAGUGAUUUUAGGUUAAAUACACCUUUAUCUGGAAGGUCCAACAUAUACAACAUCUUAGUGUCUCAGUGUCUGUGUGAGAAAGGGAGGCCACAAAGAGGCCUCUGACGGAGCUACAGGGUCCAUGGAAGAGAUGUGAGACACUGGGCAUAAAACAACAGUUGUUUCAUCAAUCACAACUUUAUGAAGGAGUGGUAGAGAAAGUAACUAUUGAAAAAAACCCUCACAACAUCUUGGCUAGUGCAGCCAAAAAACAUUGUGUAAGCCCAAAUAUUGAACAUCAACAGAAACAUGCCUUCCGCAACAUGAAGCCCUACGGUGCCAGCAUCAUGAUGCUUCCCCACAGGAUGCACAGGAAGAGUUGUGUAACAUGAAUUUAGCGAAAUACAGCCUGCGGGAUAAGUGACUUGGGACUUUAUUUUCCUGCAAGAGUCCCAACAUAGAGCCACAGGUUCACAGAAAUGACAUAAAUAACAAUGUUUAUCUGUGGUAGAGUCUAGACAUCAAUCCAACUGAAAAAUUGUGUCAGGAUUAAAAACUGUUGUUCACUCAAAGCAACACUUAAUGCCCUUAACAAAGUAUCCUCCUCCAGUGCACUGAACAGCACUGAUGAAGAGUGAUUAAUAAUAACAGGGUGGAUUUUUUCCUUGGAAAGAUUUUGUCCAAUAAUGCUAUAGCAAAUCCAUAUUCUCAAGCUUAGUUUGAUUGUUACUGCUGGCCCAGUAAUAAGAAGAAGCACUCACUUUCAAAUUCACUCAACUUUUGUGGCUAUAAAAGAGGUGACAAACAGUUCAUUGGGCAGUUAGUGCAACGCUGCAGUCAUGGAGAAGCCACAGAGAAGGGCAAAUGAAAAAUUUACUUUUCUGCACUUGCUAUGCAAUAUUUGGACAAGGUAUGACUUUGAAAUGUUUUCUGCAGUGUCUGACACAAUUCUUACUUUUUCCUUUAGUUUUCCUGUCUUUUUUUUUCUGACCCUGUGGUUUUAAUUAAUUAAUUGUUGUGAUGGUUAAAAUGUUAGUGAAUGAAGAGCACUACUGAAGAUAAAUUUCAAUUAUAUGCUAAACGUACAAUCAAGCCUCAAUGAUUGUAGCUUUGAAGUCAUGUAUCUGUAGCUUGUUACAAUGUAAAAAAUCACUGUGUAUGUAGUGGUAUGAUUUACAGAUCAAAUUAGCCAUAAUAAAUACAUAUGUUUUGAAAAGUCA
This is a messenger RNA of Siniperca chuatsi (mandarin fish), 4504 nucleotides long. RefSeq names its product CD209 antigen-like protein B. Gene Ontology annotation, biological process: biological process involved in interspecies interaction between organisms. Gene Ontology annotation, cellular component: external side of plasma membrane. The transcript is spliced from 7 exons. The record is from RefSeq and is a predicted model, not a curated record. Gene Ontology annotation, molecular function: D-mannose binding; fucose binding. Lineage: Eukaryota; Metazoa; Chordata; Actinopteri; Centrarchiformes; Sinipercidae. The coding region runs from base 195 to 1100 and encodes 301 amino acids.